This is a messenger RNA of Schistosoma turkestanicum, 990 nucleotides long. The record is from the annotation of a GenBank genome assembly. Lineage: Eukaryota; Metazoa; Platyhelminthes; Trematoda; Strigeidida; Schistosomatidae.
CCAAUAUUGGAUAUUAGAUUGGAUAUUGAAUUGCGCGUCUUCGAAACAAUUCGAUAUAGAAGUAUGGUGCACAUGACAGGCUGGCCGAAAGGUUCAGCCGAAAAGUUCCUCCAUUCUACGCCUGUUGCUAAGACGAUAACAUUAUAUCCUUUGAAAAGCUACAGUUUCGGCACCAAAGAACCCAAUUAUGAACGAGAUCGAAGUGUUCCUGCUCGAUUUCAACGGUUACAAGAGGAUUUUGAAAAGUAUGGUAUGCGUCGAUCUGUUGAAGGCAUUUUACUCGUACAUGAGCAUAACUUACCUCAUGUGUUAUUGCUCCAACUUGGUACAUUUUUCAAACUCCCUGGAGGUGAAUUACAUCCAGGUGAAGAAGAAAUUGAAGGACUAAAGCGAUUAUUAUCUGAGAUGUUAGGUCGAACAGAUGGUAUCCCAGUUGAUUGGAUUCCAGAAGACUGUAUUGGUAAUUGGUGGCGACCGAAUUUCGAACCGCCUCGUUAUCCAUAUAUUCCUGCUCAUGUAACCAAACCAAAAGAACAAACGCGUUUAUUUUUAAUUCAACUUCCCGAGAAAACAUUGUUUGCUGUACCAUCAAAUUACAAAUUAGUCGCUGCACCAUUAUUCGAACUUUUUGAUAAUGCUCGAGCUUAUGGUCCAAUAAUUUCGUCAUUACCUCAAGUAUUAAGUCGCUUCAAUUUUGCCUACAAUGAUUAAGUUUCACAUACGUAAAUGUGUGCAAUGAUUACCUUUACAAUUCAGUCAGUCAACCAAUCAAAUAGUUAAAUUUAUCGUCGUUCUACAACUUUUUUUAUAUAUUUCUAAUAUAUAUCUACUUAUAAAACAUACUACUCUUACAUUGUUUUGUCUUUUCUUGUUGCUAAACUCAUGAAUUGCAUUACAUUCCGUUGUUGUUUGUGUAAAUAUAUCGGUGGUGAAUACAAUUGUAUAUAUAUAUGUAUAAAUAUCAUAAAUAUUUCAUUACAUGAGUUACGA